Musca vetustissima is the source of this 1791-nucleotide messenger RNA. RefSeq names its product myb-like protein X (gene Sh3beta). The record is from RefSeq and is a predicted model, not a curated record. The coding region runs from base 70 to 1791 and encodes 573 amino acids. Gene Ontology annotation, cellular component: cytoplasm. The transcript is spliced from 5 exons. Lineage: Eukaryota; Metazoa; Arthropoda; Insecta; Diptera; Muscidae.
AAUUGAAUUGAAUUAAAUUCGUUAUUGGAAUAUUUUUUUGUGGAAGCGGAAGAGGAAAAACAUUUAAACAUGGUCUUGAAAGUUUACAUCAGUGGAAUGUCUGGCAACAAGGAGGUGAAGAAACGCCAGCAACGUGUCCUCAUGAUCUUGGAGAGUAAAAAUAUUGCAUAUGAGGCUAUCGAUAUUACCGAACCCGGCCGUGAGGCUGACAAAGAAUUCAUGCAAAACAAAUCGACCAGCAACGGGGCCACAGUCAGUGACCCAGAGCCCAGACAUCCCUUGCCCCCACAAAUAUUCAACGACGAAGAAUACUGUGGUGAUUACGAUGCCUUCGAUAUGGCCAAUGAAAUCGAUACAUUGGAACAGUUCCUGAAGGUGGCGCCACCGGUAGAAGAAACACCAGCCGCCGAAGAAAGUACAGCACAGAAAGAAGAAAAUGCUGAAGCAAAAACCAAUGGCACCAACGAGGAGGAUGGCGAAAACAAAGAGAAUGAAGGUGGACAAGAAGACGACAAAACUGCCAAGAAUGCCGGUGAAGAUGGCGAAAAAGCUGAGCACAAAUUAUUGGCCAAGGCAAUAAUGCGCCCACCGCCAUCUAUGCGCCAAGCAGCAACCAAACUCAUCGUAGUAAUGAAAGUUUCAAUAAAAUUUUUAAAGAAUGCUGAUGACAAAUCAGAGACCAAAGAAAAUGGCGAAGAUAAUGAGAAUCCUGAUUCGGAAACUAAAAAGGAUACGACAGAUAAUACAACAACCAAAGAAGAUUCCGAGAAAACCGAGAAGAAGGAGGAGAGUAAAGAGGAAACUACUGAUGAAAAUAAAUCAGAGGAGGAGAAACAAGAAACGACGACAACAACAACAACGGAGGGCAAUGAUGAGCAGGAUGAUACAACAAAGAAAGAUGGAAACACAGAGAAUGAUGAUACCGAUGGCCAAGAAAAAGAAAAGAAGGUAGUUGAAUCCGAAGAGGUCACCGAAGAAAAGAAGGAGGAUGAAACUACUAAAGAAGACGAAGAGGAGAAAAAGGACGAAACAGAUUCUUCGGAAAAGAAAUCCGAUGAAAAGCAAAAUGCUGAGGAGGAUAAGGAUAACAAGGAAGCUGAAAAUGUAGAUAAGAAGGAUGAAACAGACUCAGCUGAAACCAAAUCCGAGGAGAAAGAAGAUGGUGAAGAACAGGAGGAGGAAGGUGAAUCCAGUGACGAUGAAGAUAAGAAAAAUGAUGAAUCGGAUUCAACGGAAAAGAAUACGGAAGUAAAGGAAGAUGGAAAGAAAAAGGAAGAAUCUGAAAAUGAAGAAAACAAGGAUGAAACGGAUUCCGGAGAAAAGGAAACAAAUGCAAGCGAAGAAACUAAAGAUGAAACAACUACAAAUGAGGAAGCUGAUGUUAAAACUGAAACUGAAAAAGAUGAAACCAAAAAUCAAGAAGUAGAUGAUAAAGAUAAAACUACCGAAAGCGAGGAAGUUAAUGAGGAAAAAGUAGAGGGCGAAGUUAAAGAAUCUGAAAAAGAAGAAGAUGUAACAGUAAUAGAAGAAGAAUCCAAAGAGAAGGAGGAAGAAGAAAAGAAUGAUGAAGACGUGAAAGAAACCAAAGAAGAAGCAAGUGAUAAGGAAGAAACCAUUAAUGAAAAGGUAACUGAAGAUGUUGAAGAAAAGAGCGAAGAAACAUCGGAAAGUCCCAAGGAAGAAGAGGAUCAACAAAAUGAUGAUAGCCAAAAUGAUUCUAAAGUCGAAAAAUCAUCAGAAGAAACGGAUGCUAAAGAUGACGAGAAAAAACCAGAAGACGAAGAAAAAUAA